UCCAGGUCCAAAGCUCUCCAGCCAAGGAGAAACCUCCCAGAAUCAUGAACAGCCUGACGACAGCUCUUCUGGUGAUUUUCCUUCUAGGGCUUUCCCUUCAGCGCAUCCGAGCAGCUCCACAAGGUAUCCUGGAAGACACAACCUGCUGCAUAGGCGUCACUAAGGGACCCAUUCGUUUUAGUAACCUGAGGAGUUUCUACAGGACCUCUCCAGAGUGUAGGAGACACGCCGUGGUGUUUGUGACUCUCCAAAACAGAGAAGUCUGUGCCGAUCCAGAGGCUAAGUGGGUACAAGUUGCAAUCCGGCGCCUGAGGAAAAAGAAGUAAUUUAGCACAGCCCUUAGCAGGGCUGGACUCCCCGGGGCCUGCUGGCCCGGCUCUGUUUAUG
Messenger RNA from Gopherus flavomarginatus (Mexican gopher tortoise), 387 nucleotides. RefSeq names its product C-C motif chemokine 17-like. Gene Ontology annotation, molecular function: chemokine activity; CCR chemokine receptor binding. Gene Ontology annotation, cellular component: extracellular region. The transcript is spliced from 3 exons. The coding region runs from base 45 to 326 and encodes 93 amino acids. NCBI's taxonomy places the organism in Eukaryota, Metazoa, Chordata, Testudines, Testudinidae. The record is from RefSeq and is a predicted model, not a curated record. Gene Ontology annotation, biological process: chemokine-mediated signaling pathway; cellular response to type II interferon; neutrophil chemotaxis.